Messenger RNA from Monopterus albus (swamp eel), 1491 nucleotides. RefSeq names its product myosin, light chain 1, alkali; skeletal, fast (gene myl1). Bases 404 to 985 code for a protein of 193 amino acids. Lineage: Eukaryota; Metazoa; Chordata; Actinopteri; Synbranchiformes; Synbranchidae. Gene Ontology annotation, molecular function: calcium ion binding. The record is from RefSeq and is a predicted model, not a curated record. Gene Ontology annotation, cellular component: myosin II complex; contractile muscle fiber. The transcript has 6 exons.
UAUUGAAUCAUCCUCAAGUAAAUAAACUGUGCGUAACAGUGCGCAACGAUGGACAUACAAGUGGCCCCAAGUAACCUUCCACGUCGUUUACUAUGUUUUCGUCUUCGAUUGUAUAUGCAUGUCAUAAAUACAUUCCGGCCCACAGACCUUUAUUCCAUGUUUAGAGAGGACCCGUACCACCACCACCACCACCACCAUCACACAGCCCUCCCACACGCUAUCCAAUCGUUACACGGGAAGAGCGCUGAUGGGGGUCUAGAGGGAAAACAGCGCCAUAUAUAUACGGCCAAACGGUGAUUUCUUGCUCCGAGUCCCCUCCACUUUGUGCUACACUCCUUGUGUUGUCACCCGAACCGGGAAUUGUCUGUGCUUCAGCAACAAAGUAGCUCUACUAUCAGCUGAAAUGGCACCAAAGAAGGAUGUUAAGGCGCCUGCCAAGAAGGCCGAACCUGCACCAGCUGCACCGGCACCGGCACCCGAGCCAGCCCCUGCUCCUAAAGCUGCACCCGCUGUCGACCUGUCCGCCAUCAAGCUGACAUUCACCCAAGACCAGGUUGAAGACUACAAAGAGGCCUUUGGUCUGUUUGACAGGGUCGGUGACAGCAAGGUGGCUUACAACCAGAUCGCCGACCUCAUGCGCGCUCUGGGCCAGAACCCCACCAACAAGGAGGUGAACAAACUCUUGGGCAACCUCUCUGCUGAAGAAAUGGCCCACAAGAGGGUAGCAUUUGAGGGUUUCCUGCCCAUGCUCCAGUUCAUCGUCAAUAGCCCAAACAAGGCAGCAUAUGAGGACUAUGUUGAGGGUCUGCGUGUCUUUGACAAGGAGGGCAACGGCACAGUGAUGGGUACUGAACUCCGUAUUGUCCUGCAAACACUGGGAGAGAAGAUGAGUGAGGCUGAGGUUGAUGUUCUCAUGGCAGGACAGGAGGAUGAGAAUGGCUCUAUCAACUACGAGGCCUUUGUCAAGCACAUCAUGUCUGUGUAAGGACCCUGCCACUGUGGUGGUGAGCAUCGUGUAUAUGCAGACCCCAUGGUGUCGCGACAUCCACUCGCUGUUUCCUGUACUACUUGAGGAAGCAGGGGGAACAAAGGACUAUGAGAUGUCAUUUCCUGAAACCUUUUGUUUUAAACUUUUUUUUCCUCUUAUGUCCAAAUGGUGCUUUUUUUCUCCUCUCCUCCUCCGGCUGUUCAGGAAGCUGUCCCGGCCUCCUACAAGAUGUUCCUUUUCUCAUCUUCACCUAAGCUCCCAUCACAUCGCUGUUUUUUUAUCGCCAUUGGUUUCCACAGUGGAACAGUGAUGGAGGGGAAGGUGGAAUAAUGAUGACCCCCCCCCCAAACUGUCACUUUACUGUCUGUCUGGCUGGUUGUCUAUCUGUCAGUGAAGUGGCUGGGUUGGCCCAGGACUGGCCAUCAAAAUGAAUUCACUCCUCACCCAACUUAUCCCCAAGUCUUAACUUAUUGUAUCCUCUGCAAUUUCACAAUAAACUUUUC